Molecule: messenger RNA, 1126 nt
Organism: Gilbertella persicaria
Lineage: Eukaryota; Fungi; Mucoromycota; Mucoromycetes; Mucorales; Choanephoraceae
Product: 60S ribosomal protein L2
Exons: 2
Coding region: 317-1081 (254 amino acids)
Biological process (GO): cytoplasmic translation
Cellular component (GO): cytosolic large ribosomal subunit; ribosome
Molecular function (GO): structural constituent of ribosome; RNA binding
Source: RefSeq, a predicted model, not a curated record
CCCGGAUCGAAAUACCCUAUUUUUGACCAAUCAUUUCUAUUAUAAUCUAGUUCCCGAUGGCCCACUGUGUGGAGUUUAUCCCAGCUCAGUAUGGUUUGUUACAAACUUCCUCUUCUCCUCCCUUCACCUAAUUAAGGGUAUGUAUAUCCAUCCAUUCAAUUACGCCAUAUGAUGCAUCUAGCUUUGAUCAACACAAUAAUGGAUGAAACAAAGGACGAUAGAUGAGAUUGUCAAAGUUGGAUGAACAUAUGGAUCGACAUUGAAAGAGACAACAGAUGAACUGUGAUUAACAAUCAUUAAAUAGAUUUGAUUUAAGAUGGGUCGCGUUAUUCGUGCUCAAAGAAAAGGUGCCGGAAGUAUCUUCAAGUCUCACACCGUUGGCCGUAAGGGCGCUGCUCAACUUCGUGUUUUCGACUUUGCUGAACGUCACGGUUACAUUCGUGGUAUUGUUAAGGAAAUCGUUCACGAUCCCGGAAGAGGUGCUCCUCUUGCCAAGGUUGUCUUCCGUGACCCCUACAAGUACAAGCUCCGUACCGAAACCUUCAUUGCCACUGAAGGUAUGUACACUGGUCAAUUCGUCUAUGCCGGUAAGAAGGCUUCCUUGAACAUUGGUAACGUCUUGCCUUUGGCCUCCAUGCCCGAAGGUACUGUUAUCUGUAACGUCGAAGAAAAGGUUGGUGACCGUGGUGCUAUUGCCCGUACCUCUGGUAACUAUGCCACCAUCAUUGGUCACGGUGAAGAUGGUAAGACCCGUAUUCGUUUGCCCUCUGGUUCCAAGAAGGUCAUUCCCUCUACCUCUCGUGCCGUUGUCGGUAUCGUUGCUGGUGGUGGUCGUAUUGACAAGCCCCUCUUGAAGGCCGGUCGUGCUUACCACAAGUUCCGUGUUAAGCGUAACAGCUGGCCCAAGACUCGUGGUGUUGCCAUGAACCCCGUUGAUCACCCUCACGGUGGUGGUAACCAUCAACACAUUGGUAAGGCCUCUACCAUGGCCCGUGACUCUCCUGCCGGUCAAAAGGUUGGUUUGAUUGCUGCUCGUCGUACUGGUCUCCUCCGUGGUACCAAGAAGAUCAAGGAUGCUUAAAUCAUCAAUCAAUAAAAAAAACUACAUACAUUUUGUUUUGAUUUC